AUGAAUGCAGAUCGGCUCAUUAAAAAGCUAGUUAAGGAUCCAGUUGAUGAUGGUUCACUGUCAAAAGAGCAAGAUGCUGUUGCUCGAUAUGUUCGUUUCAACUGUCCGACAAGUACAACGAUGUUUCAAGGAAAUGAAGUACACUACUUUUCAGGUUCAAAAGCUAUUGACACUUUGAUGGAGUCAAAGUAUGGUUCAAAAGCUAAAAAUGAAGCAGCCAUGUUAUUCCCCAAUCGGCAGGCUGCAGUUAAUUAUAUGCGUGAACUAAUGGAUCAUCAACUGUUCUUUCAUGCGCGAAAACUGGUGCCAAAGAAGAAAGAGGAUAAGGAGAAAAAGGAUAAGGAUUCAGGGAAACUGGCGAAGCUUGAUAAAGACGAAAAAAAAAAGAAAGAUGACGAGACGGUAACUGAGACAGAGGCAGAAGACAAAAAGGACGAAAAGAAAGCGAAGGAUUCGGACGAGAAAAAAACAAAGGUAUUUAAUGAUGACAAAGAUGUGUAUGUGUGGGUGUUUGAUCCAACGCCAUUAUAUAAAAAGGUUAUAGGACUGUUUCUGGGCACUAUUGUCGGCUGUCUGUUCCCGUUAUGGCCGAUUUGGCUUCGUCAAGGAGUCUAUUACUUGUCACUUGCUGGAAUUUCGCUUUUCGGAGCCAUCGUAGUGGUUGCCAUUCUGCGCACAAUUCUCUUUGGCAUCAUUUGGCUCGGCUCCAUGGGACAACACAAGCUUUGGAUUCUCCCCAACCUGACUGAGGACUGUGGUUUCUUUGAGUCAUUCCAACCGUGGUACACGUAUGAGUACUGUCCGCGUAACGAGAAGAAGAAUAAGGAUGGGAAGAAGGCGAAACAAAAGAAAGCUAAAGACAGUGGUAAGCACAUUCGUGGUAGCGCCGGCAUACUAUGGCUAUAUAACGCUGUGCUUUUGUAUAUCUAA
Messenger RNA from Haemonchus placei, 930 nucleotides. The record is from the annotation of a GenBank genome assembly. NCBI's taxonomy places the organism in Eukaryota, Metazoa, Nematoda, Chromadorea, Rhabditida, Trichostrongylidae.